AUGAGAACUGCACAACUAAAACUAACACCAGACAUGUCUCCCACACCAUUAGAAAUUAAGACGAAGGCAGUUCAAAGAUUAUUGAAAGAGGAACAAUUGUAUUUGAAAGAAAUAUCUGAACAAGAGGAACAGUUACAGCAAAUGAGAGCGUCCGAUACUGAUGAGUACGAAAUUAAGAAGUACGAAAAGGUACUUGACGAGUCCAAAAGAAUGGUCCCCGAAUUGAAGAAAAAAAUCCAGGAGCAUGCAAAGGGACUCAAGUCAUAUAUUGAAGACUACAAGGGUGAUGAAGACACUAGUGAUCUGAAAGCUCUUCUUCAAAAAUGUGGCAUUUAA
Clavispora lusitaniae ATCC 42720 is the source of this 336-nucleotide messenger RNA. RefSeq lists its product as uncharacterized. The record is from RefSeq and is a predicted model, not a curated record. Gene Ontology annotation, molecular function: beta-tubulin binding. NCBI's taxonomy places the organism in Eukaryota, Fungi, Ascomycota, Pichiomycetes, Serinales, Metschnikowiaceae. Gene Ontology annotation, cellular component: cytosol; microtubule cytoskeleton. Gene Ontology annotation, biological process: tubulin complex assembly; post-chaperonin tubulin folding pathway.